GCUCUCGCACUAGUGCCGCUGCUGCCAAAGUGGCCUCUCGCCCCGGAGCUGCCAUGGGUGUCUCCUGCUUGCCUUAGGCGACAGAAGCGAACACGAAAGCGCUCCAUUUCAUUGCCCCGCCCUUUUACGCCACUGCCGCCGCCCACGAUGGUGUUUCAGGAACUGCCGGUUUACAUUGCGCAGUUUCUGUUCGCGCUGGCGCAGCGCAGUGAGGGCAGGCCAGCGCUGGGGGUGGCGCUUUUCCGUGCGAAGUCCUUAGAGGAGUCUGGCCCAUAUAUAAGUCAUUGGUGAUGUGGGACUCUUCGUUUUGCUGAGCUCUCCUAGCCCGCUCGCAGCGUGGACCGCUGUUUGGAAAAAUCUUCUGUAAGAUGAACUUCUUCCUGGAAACGCUCCUUCUUAUUGUGAAGUUACUCUAUCUGACUCUGGAGUCUUUGCUUUUAUUAUUUAUCCCUGUACGAAAGAAGAGUGUUGCUGGUGAAAUAGUGCUUAUAACAGGAUCUGGAAGUGGAAUUGGAAGGCUUAUGGCUUUAAAAUUUGCGAAGCUUGGAGCCACUUUGGUUCUGUGGGAUAUUAAUCAAGAAGGGAACAAAGAGACAGCCAGACUGGUGAAAGAAAAUGGAAAUGUGAGAGUGCAUGACUACACGUGUGACUGUAGCAAGAAGCAGGAGAUCUAUCGAGUUGCAGAUCAGGUCAAAAAGGAAGUCGGUGAUGUUAGCAUCCUAAUUAACAAUGCUGGAAUCGUAACUGGGAAGAGAUUCCUUGACUCUCCAGACUCAUUGAUAGAGAAGACUAUGGAAGUGAAUGCAAUGGCAAAUAUAUGGACUUGCAAAGCAUUUCUUCCAGCAAUGAUGGCUUCUAAUCAUGGACACUUAGUAACUAUUGCUAGCGCAGCUGGUUUGAUUGGAACCAGCGGAUUGACAGAUUACUGUGCAAGUAAAUUUGCAGCUGUUGGCUUCCUUGAGUCUUUACAAGCAGAGAUAAGGCAUGUGGGGAAGACUGGCGUUAAAGUCUCAAUUGUCUGCCCAUAUUUCAUUUCUACAGGAAUGUUUGAAGGCUGUAAACCAAAAUUGAGACACUUGAUGCCUUUUCUAAAGCCAGAAUAUGCAGCUGAGAGAAUUGUGACCGGUGUUCUGAGGGAGGAGUUCUAUGUGAUCAUACCACAAACUGCAUCAUUUUUACUUAAACUAAAAUAUUUGCUACCUACAAAAAUAAUAGCAGCCAUUGGAGAUUACGUUGGAUUUUUCGGUUUUAUGGAUACUUUCAUAGGCCGAGGAAAGAAGAAGUGAAUACCACAAGUUUCUAAAAUCAACAAAAAUAUCCAAGUUUUUCUUCAGCAAUAUUAACCUGUAUGAGACUGUUUUGCCAGAUUUUUUCCCCAUGGUGAACCUGUAUGCAUUAGGUUGGAUCAUGUUUAGUCUUGGUAAUGAAUUACACUGUAAUAACACAGUGGUGGAGGUGAAUGGCUAACCUUAAAUACAGCUGCCUUCAGAAUAUCAUGACAUUUAGCUUGUAUAUUUUGUGUGUAUGUAUUCAUGUGUGCACACAGUUAAUUGGUCUUAAUCAUUGAACUCAUGGGAACAAAUAUAUUUUGAAUGUUUGUAGGCUUUUUUAACUCUAUCAUUUUAUAUAUAUAUAAAUUAAAUAAUUAAUCUGU
Heteronotia binoei (common prickly gecko) is the source of this 1654-nucleotide messenger RNA. RefSeq names its product short-chain dehydrogenase/reductase family 16C member 6-like. Bases 369 to 1286 code for a protein of 305 amino acids. Lineage: Eukaryota; Metazoa; Chordata; Lepidosauria; Squamata; Gekkonidae. Gene Ontology annotation, molecular function: oxidoreductase activity, acting on the CH-OH group of donors, NAD or NADP as acceptor. The record is from RefSeq and is a predicted model, not a curated record. Gene Ontology annotation, cellular component: lipid droplet. The transcript has 7 exons.